AAGCACCACUGCUGAAAGGUUGCCAACCCCUCGUGUAUAAUCUGACCCGAUCCUGCCAGCCGCCUUUUUUGAAUAGCAGAAAGGAACGGCCUAAUGGGCCAUUUGGUAAAAAUGCAUCAGCUGGAAUCUGUGCGUGGGCUGAUUUCAAGGCAGUAACAGAGCACUUCGUUGUUAAAAAAAUGCCAUAAUUGUUUUUCUUCUGCGUUGCAACGUGCUGUGCCCGUUUAAAAUGUUGUGUGUAAAUUAAUUCUGUUUCGUGUGCGACUACAAAACUGUAUGUGUACAAAAUUAAGUGUCAUGGCCAUCGCUGAGCCAAAUAUGCAAAAAAAACCCAACCCCAAAAAAACCCGAAACCAAACACAAGGGCGCCAGGAGACUGCCACACGCCCCUAGCAGGAGAGCUGUGAUAGAGUGAGAAGGAGAAUGUAAGAAAACCAGCCCUCGUCAAACAACGAUUGAUUACAGCACCAGGGUGCGAAGCGGAUUGGUCCCAAGGAAGGAAGAUCACUACACAUACAGGGGGGCUUUGUCGUGAAACGUUGGGCUCGUCCUGGCCAAGACUUCCCCGGAGCAUCGUGUUGCGACCGAUGGAACCCGGCACCUCCCUACCCGCGAUCAACCUCGCCGGCCGCUCGAUUGAUCCGGACCCUGGACUGGUGGAGCUGCCCCAGCUCGCCGGGGACGACACGGCGCUGAACGGCAUCCGGCUGCGCUGCUCCGAUGGAAGCACCAUCCAGUCCAACGUGGGGCCGUGGGGCUUGUGGGGCCUAGAGAAGAAAUGCCCCUCGGGGCAGCGGCUGACCCAGUUCCGGCUGCGGGUGGAGCCCUGCCAGGGCCUCAAGGACGACACGGCCGCCAACAACAUUGAGUUCGUCUGCACGGGCGGGGCGGAGCUGAAGGGGGACGGGCGGUGCUGGGGCAAGUGGGGCCCCCAGAGCCGCUCCUGCGGCCCACGGGGCAUCUGCACCAUCGCCACCAAGGUGGAGGCCCCCCAGGGCAAAGGGGACGACACGGCCCUGAACGACGUCUACUUCAGAUGCUGUGGGCCCGAAACCCUGCCCUCCACCACAACCCAGCGCCCCACCACAACUUCGUCUGGUGGGUAUGGUGGUGGGCCCUGA
Messenger RNA from Mauremys reevesii (Reeves's turtle), 1121 nucleotides. RefSeq names its product vitelline membrane outer layer protein 1-like. NCBI's taxonomy places the organism in Eukaryota, Metazoa, Chordata, Testudines, Geoemydidae. The record is from RefSeq and is a predicted model, not a curated record. Bases 588 to 1121 code for a protein of 177 amino acids. The transcript has 3 exons.